Caenorhabditis remanei is the source of this 570-nucleotide messenger RNA. RefSeq lists its product as uncharacterized. NCBI's taxonomy places the organism in Eukaryota, Metazoa, Nematoda, Chromadorea, Rhabditida, Rhabditidae. Bases 1 to 570 code for a protein of 189 amino acids. The record is from RefSeq and is a predicted model, not a curated record. The transcript has 3 exons.
AUGAAUAACCAAGAUAACUCGGAGUUUCGUCCAUUGGGAAUUCUUCACAAUUCUCGCGUGCAGAUUCUCAUUGCCGGAGAAGUGGAUAGAUCACAGGAGAACUUUAUCAACGCGGUUUUCAAUACAAAAAGAGCAGGAGAAGAGGUUUCCGAAGCCGUGAAUCAGUUAUCAGCUGCAGCAUUUUGUUUGAAAAAAGGAGCGGCUCUAUCGGAAAGGAAUCGACUAAUUUGCAAGGACAGAACCGAUCAUGUGAAUAAUCAGAUUAACACUUUGAUUUAUUCGACAGGAAGCGUAAUGAAUCCUGUGGAUUAUCCAAUUGAUCAGAUGACUGAAUGCCACGAAGUAGCCAAGAAAAUCAAUGCAGCUGCUACAAAACUGAGAAACUCUCUUUCCAAGUUUGAAGCAUCUUUGAACGAAAAUCCGAUUGGUGACGCUCCAAAUUUAUUCAAGAAAGUCAAAUUGAACCAAAAGAGUUUAUACUCGAUCGUGAGCUCAUUUCCAGCUCUUUACAAGAAAAAUCACAAGAUGGAGGCUAUAGAAAAAAGUGUUCAAAAUAUGGCGAACUGCUGA